AUGUCCGGCCCGCCGCCCAGUCCUGCUCUCGGUGUUCUCCGGGUCGCCACGCCUGCAGACAUUCUGCGAAUUGGUAUUGUUGCCGCAGCCUCGUUUUGCUACUCGCCUCUAUUCCGAUGGGAAAGACCCCAUCACGAAGAGUUCCCAGACGAUACCUUGCUGUCGUAUCGCACGCAGUUCAAGGACGCCAUGAGCAACGACGAGGUGGUUGUUCUCGUUGUCGAGGACGCCUUUAUACCCAACGAAAAUGAUUGCACAAAGGCCAUCAUUCCGCCAGGAAAUGGCUGGACACCUCCUGCCGAGGGCGAAAAAGUCGUUGUGGGGGUUGCGAGUAUUAAACUAGAGCCGGGGUCGAACAGGCGUGGCCAGUUUGCUUCCAAGGAUGGUAAGAAACAUACUCCGAACCUCAGCCAAUAUCCUCUUGUGCUAACGACUACUCUAGGCGAAUACCCAGAAUUGCCGCCGUAUUUGGGCCGCGAUCUCAAUAGGAAACACUAUGACGCUUGGGGCGAUAUCGUCGGUGCCUCGAAGAAAAACUACUGCUAUGGUUUCUCAUUCAUGAACAUGGUUGCUGUGCAUCCGGCCUAUUGGAGACGAGGACAUGGAACCAAGCUGGGUGUAAGUGCUGCAGAAAUGGGAGCGAAUCUCUACAAAGGCCUCGGGUAUACUUUCAUUUGCAAAGUAGAGGCCGACGGGGAUGAAGACGAUCCCGAGGAUGUUGUCACCGUCACCGCUGGGAUCGACACUCCAGGGACUUUGAAGAGUGCUAUGGUAUCUGUGAUCAUUUAUUGGCUCCAUCGAGUGGAUUUGAUGACGGUGCUGGUAUCUGCGGCAUGUAUUGAUUGGGAGUAUCACGAUGGCUGA
Molecule: messenger RNA, 864 nt
Organism: Cordyceps militaris CM01
Lineage: Eukaryota; Fungi; Ascomycota; Sordariomycetes; Hypocreales; Cordycipitaceae
Exons: 4
Coding region: 1-864 (287 amino acids)
Source: RefSeq, a predicted model, not a curated record